CAGCGAUGGCCGACACCGGGACCAGAGGGGAACAAGGCGAGAGGAAGACAGAAGCUAACGAAAACAAAGUAACACACUGGCCAUGAUAUAUGAUCGUCCGACCCUCGCGGUCCCCAUCGGCUCUUUUGUUUCUCUUGGAGCGCUCGCGUCUUGCCUGGGCCGCCCUCGCUGACCAGCCUCUCACAACGACGACAAUGCCCGCCGGAAUGCUGAAGGGUGCCAGUGCUGGAAUGCUCGGCGCGCUGGGACAAAGACAAUGACCGCGGCGAAAUUGGGGCUAACACUUCUCACGUGAUGCAAACCAGACUUUUCUUUCAAGUAUGGACGGGCCAGCAAUCUAGAUGGGCGUUGCGGAAGGCGGACGGGGUGCGGUGGUGGUUGGUUUUCCCCGUGUGGGCCGUGGGAGAUGGGAAAUGGGACGCGGGAUGUGGAUUGCAUCGUCAUAUCUGGGGGAGACAACAAGCCGGAGGUUUGACUCUUGCGGGGCGUGCAGCAGCGCGUAGAGGGAGACAAGAGAAAUCCACCAAGAGAAGCAUGAGACCCCGGCCACAGAUACCUAUUAGAGACGCUGGCAAGGGACAUCGAUCAACCAAAGAGAUGGAGCUUGCAAUGGCAUUUCUUGCUGCUUCAACGAAGACAGCUAGCUCCCAGCCCGACGCCGAACCUCUCUGUAGUAUUCCUAACAAAAUUACACAACACUUUUUGUCACUCAAAGUCCCUUUCGCAGCCUUUAAAAUGGUAAUUAUGACACGUCUCUCCCCCCCUAGCGCCGCCUGGACCGGACCAACAUCCAUUGUAUGACCUGACCUAUCACCGCUCCAUUCAGGAGAGGUAGCCUCGCCCAGCCUCGGUGCUAAGAAGUGCGGCGCUGCGGCCGGCGUCAAGGAACAGGUCCUCGCACUCCGCGACGUCCUGGAUGUCAAUCUGCGAACGGCCGUUGGCCUUUGCAAGAAUGCUGUUUCCGCCUCGUUAGUGGCCGUGUCUCGGAGGAUAUUCAGGGGGUUCGCC
This is a messenger RNA of Ilyonectria robusta, 1008 nucleotides long. RefSeq lists its product as uncharacterized. NCBI's taxonomy places the organism in Eukaryota, Fungi, Ascomycota, Sordariomycetes, Hypocreales, Nectriaceae. The transcript has a single exon. The coding region runs from base 295 to 801 and encodes 168 amino acids. The record is from RefSeq and is a predicted model, not a curated record.